AUGGAGACAGGUCAGGACCGCGCCGAGCGCUUGAAUCAACGUCUUCGCGGCGCUGGCCGAGCCAACGUCGGAAGCGACGACUUCAAUCUCGACAUUGAGGGCAUCGGCGAGCCGUUUACGCAGCCCAGCUCCUCCCCCGCCUCCGCGGCUCGACCAAACGCCCAAGCAGCCCAGCACAGUCCCGAGAUCCCUUCCGCACCCCAGGAGCCAAACGAGCCCGUCACCUCGCCGAGUAUACACCAAGCGCUUAUACAAAGCCCGCCACGGCCCGCGCCGUACGAUGAGGAAAUCACCGAAAGCCCAGCGCACGCCCCCGGCAGCGGACACCGUCGCCGCCUGCCCGUGCAAGAAGUCUUGGCCGGCGCGGCGCGCAUGAGGAGUGCCCUCGAGCCGGACCCGAUCCAGCCCAUUUCGCUUCCGCCCCUCCGUCGGCCCCCUCGCCAGAGCCAGGCGCCCUCGCCCACGCGCAACACUCCCCCGACCCCAGCCGGCCCGUCUGGCGACGAUGAAUCCGACGAUCCGCAGCUGAUGCCCCCGCCGAGGGUGCCUCAACCGGCACCCCGACCACCUCCUGCGCCAAGCCCCGUCGCAGAGUCCCCCUCCCCCGAGGCGGAGGAGGCGGAAGAAAUCGGCGACGACAGGGCAGCCGCGACGAUUGGCCGCAAGAGACCCCGCGUGAGCUUCCAGCCGCCGCCGUCCCCCGAACUGGGCUCCGAGGAGGAUUCCGACACAGAACCCGCCGAGGAGCGCCCCGCGGCCAAACGGCCGCGCCCACAGCCGGCGGCGCGGCGCGAGCCGGCGGCGCAGCGACAGCCCAAGAGGCGCAACGCGGCCGAGGGCGGUGCGGGCAAGCGGCGCGGGCGUCCACCAAAGGAGUCGGCGCGGCAGCGCUCCCACGGCGGCAUCCGCGCAGGCAGCGCCGACGACAACGUCAUUGAGAUUACGGUGCAGCGCUUCGUCAACGGGCCCGACGGCGCCGAGAGCGACGACGAGGGCGGCCAGACCGAGGCGGCCCUGGCCAACCGCAACAGCGAGACCGUCGUCGACGUCUUUGCGCAGGUCUGCGACGAGGUCAUCUCUACGACUCUCGGCAAGUACGAGUACCUGCGCCAGGAGACGCAGGACGAGGACAAGAAAAAGGACUGCCGCAUCAAGAUGCGCGCCAUUGAAGCGUUUCGUGAAGAAGUCAGCGCCCAGCUUCUGCAGCAUUCUAUUUACUUGAAUCACUGGUACUCGCUACGGAAGCGAAUUCGCCAUGUGCAAAAGGAAAAGCUGGAGCUGCGACAGGAGAUUUUGCGUCUCAAGGCGGAAAAGGAACAGGUCGCGCUUCGCAUGGACGGCGUUCGGGCGCGGAGCGAAAAGGACGGCAGCGACUCCAAGCACCGUCUGAGUGCGUCCAACCUCAUGCACGAUAUUGACCUGGCUGUUGAGCAGGGCCGCGACGCCGCUGAUCUGUCCUCGCGAGCCCGCAAAGAAGCCGAGCUGGGCAACCUCGAGCUUAUCAUCUCCCAAGUCGCCCAGCAGGCGAGCAGCAACGGCCCUACCGGUGGCCUACUACACCAGAUCCAAGACUUCAAUGCCUUUCUGGAACGCGCCGCCACCGUACUCGAGUCAAGGUGA
Molecule: messenger RNA, 1620 nt
Organism: Cordyceps militaris CM01
Lineage: Eukaryota; Fungi; Ascomycota; Sordariomycetes; Hypocreales; Cordycipitaceae
Product: triadin, putative
Exons: 5
Coding region: 1-1620 (539 amino acids)
Source: RefSeq, a predicted model, not a curated record